UUUCCAUUUAUGCAUGUAGGUACAAUGAAUUUGAUCAACCUGUCUGUAGGGUCUGUGAUGUCAUUUUGAAAUCUGAAUCCCUAUGGGAUGCACACCAAGCUUCUCGUAAACAUCAUGAGGAAAUGAUGCGGUCAAGUUCCUAGAUCCAGAUUCAUACAACAAGACUGGGGGUUCUGCUUCUGCUCAAACUCAGUCAAUGGAGCCUCUUGAGUCGAAAAACAAUUUAGACAGAUUGUCCAGUUCUCACUCUGAAAAGAUGGGAAAAAGUGGAAUUCAUCAUGCCAGGGACCUUACCCAGACAUCAGGAAAGAUUGUUGGUUCAGAAACCAAGGAAGUAAAGGGUGCUCUUCCUGAAGGCUUCUUUGACAACAAGGAUGCUGACCUUCGUGCACGUGGUAUUGUGCCUGUUAAGCCGGAUGUCAAGGACGAGUACAAAGAAUUUGAAAAGUUGAUACAGGAGGAUUUGAAGGAGGUGGACAACCGUUUGGAAGAAGAAGAGUUUGAUGCAGCUGAGAUGAUUGAAGAGGCCGAGUCUGUGGAGCAAAAGGUGUAUUGGGAGAAAGUGGAAAUGCUGAAGAAGAAGAAAUUGGAGCUGAAGGCGGCUAGAUCCGGCAGACAGAGUAAACAGCCUGAGGUCAGAGGCAAGGGGCAUAGCUCUAAAGAGGAUUCAUCCAGUGAUGAUGAUAGUGAUGGGAAAUUCAUGGUUGAUUGGAGAGCACAACACCUGUGAAUACUUCUGUUUGAAAUUUUCUAUGUCGCCUGUGCAGACAUGUCUAUGUUGGCAUGCAAACACCUGAUUACGUUUGCUGGAGUUUGGUGCUUGCUGCUUCUUUCAUUCUGAGCCAUUCUCCAGAUUUUGGUUCAACUGGCUGCUGAUUGAAAGGGAUGGGGAGUGAGGCGAGGUGAGAGUAAGCCCUGGUCCAAGAUCUGGGUUUUGGUUGAAACUUGAAUGGUGUAUCCCGAAUUCCGAUACUAAGAUUUAGGGUUUAAUGAAGACAAAUGGGUUAGGAAAGGAAUCAGUUUUAUGCUCUUAUUGUUUAUUUGGAAAUUUUGAGUUCUUUCCCGGUGUUGCUGGUUAUUAUCUGAAACACCUGCGCUACUUAACACUUAUCUUUUCACUACCUUCAAUUAUAUGGUGUAAUCGCACAACUGAAAUGCAAAAUUUUCUGGUGGGAUUAUCUC
Molecule: messenger RNA, 1182 nt
Organism: Vitis vinifera (wine grape)
Lineage: Eukaryota; Viridiplantae; Streptophyta; Magnoliopsida; Vitales; Vitaceae
Product: protein ABA AND ROS SENSITIVE 1
Exons: 5
Coding region: 197-730 (177 amino acids)
Biological process (GO): nuclear DNA replication; mitotic DNA replication checkpoint signaling; mitotic DNA damage checkpoint signaling
Cellular component (GO): spliceosomal complex; nucleus
Molecular function (GO): nucleic acid binding; zinc ion binding
Source: RefSeq, a predicted model, not a curated record